This is a messenger RNA of Xiphophorus couchianus (Monterrey platyfish), 2109 nucleotides long. RefSeq names its product BUB1 mitotic checkpoint serine/threonine kinase Ba (gene bub1ba). The record is from RefSeq and is a predicted model, not a curated record. Gene Ontology annotation, molecular function: protein kinase activity. Bases 228 to 2036 code for a protein of 602 amino acids. Gene Ontology annotation, cellular component: nucleus. Gene Ontology annotation, biological process: mitotic spindle assembly checkpoint signaling; meiotic sister chromatid cohesion, centromeric. Lineage: Eukaryota; Metazoa; Chordata; Actinopteri; Cyprinodontiformes; Poeciliidae. The transcript is spliced from 13 exons.
UUUAUCCAUAAUUAAUGGAUACAAAGAUACAAUGUUUCAAAAGUAUUGACAAAAAAUGGAUGAGUAAAAACAGAAUAUUUAUGGUGCAGUACAAGUUAUAACCAGUAGAGGCGGUGCAGCACCCUGGGGACAAUCAUACGCGCCAGAGGAAGCCAGCGAGAGGCUGUGACUGGAGCGGGUUGUUUGAAUCUUGUUUUGGUCUUCUUCAUAACAUUUCCGGUGCAGAGAUGGAAGGAUUGUCGGUCAGCUCUCAAUCAGCCAAUCAGAGCAUGGUGCAGGUGAACGUGGAGGCGGGGCUUCAGGAUGGGGGCGGGGCCAGCCAGUGGAGCACUUACUGUAAAGAGGACCUGAUGAGAGGAGGGGAGGAGCUGUCCUUUGAGGAGCUGCGGGCCAAAAGAUACUACCAGCAGACAGAGAAGGAGAUAGAAGAGAAGAUGAGACACCUGAAGCAGCAGAAGGAGGAGCUGAGUCAGGAGCUGGAGGAGAAGAAGAGCCUGCUGCUCAAAAAGUCCCAAGAGAUCAGCAACGUGGAUCAACCUGCUGCUGCUCCCUUCAAAAUACUGGAUGAGUCUGGUUCCGAAGAGUUCGCCGGGAAGUCGGGUCCGUCCUCAGACGAGCUGCCAGAUGACGUCUUCCUGCGACCCGAUGAGAAGGGGCUCUGUGUGAGGGUCCAGUUUCCAACAAAACCCAAUCAGAACCAGCAGCAGAACCGGCCACCAGAUCAGGCUGGUGGUUCUUAUGUGUUCGGUCUGAUCUCAGGUCAGCCGAGUUGGACCGAGCGGGACCUCCGGGCCGAGCCGGACCUUGGUUCUCAGGAAAACGUCUCUCAGCCCAAAAAGCAGCUGAGCCCCAUAGAGGAGAUCAGUGUGGAAGCAGCAUCCCUCCCUUCUCCUGGAGAACUGUCUGGGGGGAACUCCAGUCCACUGGACCAGAACCAGGAGCAGCACCAGGACCUGGAGAAGAACCAGGACCAGAACCAGUAUAAGGAGCAGAACCAGGAGCACAACCGGCAUAAGGAGCAGAACCGGCAUAAGGAGCAGAACCAGGAGCAGAACCGGUAUAAGGAGCAGAACCAGGAGCAGAACCGGUAUAAGGAGCAGAACCAGGAGCAGAACCGGCAUAAGGAGCAGAACCAGGAGGAUCUCAGUCGGUCUCAUGCUGUGGAUCCCUGCGACCCGGAAGUCCGUAGACAGCUGUUGGAUAUUUUUGACAUCACUUCCUCUCCAAACGUUCACCCGGAGCAGCGCCCCCUACCUGCUGUUGAGGCGUGCAGCGUUCUGGACCUCGGGGGCGACACAUUCUUCAUUCGAAGCAGACUUUUGGACAGAGGCAGCGUCUCCAUCUUCAGAGCAGCUGCAGAGAAUCAGUCUGUGUUUAUAAAGGUGGAGCGCUGCUCGGCCCCCUGGGAUUUCUACCUGUUCACCCGCCUGAAGGAGAACUUGCCGUCUGCUGACAGAGCUGCUCUGAUCAGCUGCUUCCUGUUUGAGGACGGCUGCGUCACCGUCUACAGGCUGCCUGCAGACCACCAGCUCACUGUGUUGGCGGACUGCGGCCCGGAUCCGGCGUGUGUUGGCGUGAAAGCCGUCAGGCUGCUGGAGCUGGUGCUGCAGCUGCAUCGCUGCAGCCUGCUGCAUGCGGGGCUGCAGCCCGGCAUCCUGGCCUCCUGCGGCGCCGCGGCGUCCCGGGACUGGCUCUUCCCGCUGGACUGGUCGUCCUCGCUGGACCUGGAUCUGCAGAAAGACGUCCGGUCCGUCCAGCAGGUCCCGUCCGCUCAGGCCUACCUCAGGCUGGGUCUGCUGCAGCCCGCCGACCCGCCUCACACCGUGGACCUGGUGGGCGUGGCUGAAACUAUCUACUUCCUGUUGACCAACAGCGAGAUGAAGCCAGAGAAACUCGGCAGCAGCUGGACAGUGGAGCACGACGUCUUCACGUCGACCUGGCGAAAGUUUUUCUGUUCGCUGCUGAACGCCGGCGGUCGCUCUUCCGUCUCCGUCCUGUCGGAGCUGAAGGACGAGCUUUCCAAGCUUUAUCUGUGAAGCAUCUGUGUGUCAUGUUGUCUGUUUAAUAUUUGGUUUCAUUAAUAAAUAAAGUAAAACACUAUUUGUUGCA